UUUCAUCAAAAAUACAAUAAAUUGAAAUUCAAUGUAAAUUGUAAAUAAAAUACUAUUUAUUUACCGGAUUUCUAAAAACUAAAAACAUACGGCUUUCUUGUGAGACUAUUAUCCAAUCCAAUAUCACUACCAUGCUGGCUGCUUUAGCACUAAACACUAGAAAUACCUAUCCUUUAUAGGUGUACUGUAUUAGAGCUGAAUUCUGAAGGCUACAGCUAUGGAUUACUUGAAUGUGGAUCGUCCCACACCCUCUUCUAGUUUCAUGAAAGAUGCAGAAGAAAAGGAGGCAAAUGAUGAUCUUGAAGUGGAUAACUCUAAAUGCGUGCUACAGAAGAUAGCGACUCUGUAUGCAGAUCAGCUCAUGAGUGACCUGGUGCUGGAGGUGGGCGGUGUCGGCUACCCGGCCCACCGCCUUAUCCUAUGUGCUAAUAGUGAGGUUUUUCAGGUAAUGCUCAUGAACAGGGAGUGGAGUGAGUGGCGGGAGAGCCGCAUUGUGCUGCAGGAGACCACGUCGGCCGCAGCUGUCUUUCCACUGUUCUUAAAAUAUUUGUACACUGGCCAGAUACGGAUCUCACAUCAGACAGUGCUGCCGGUGUUGUCUCUUGCAGACAAGUAUAAUGUUAAGGACCUAGUGACGCUGUGUCUGUGCUACAUGUCGAACCACAUCGCGCAGGCGGCGCGGCUCGGCGAGAUCGUCGCCUGGAUGCAGUACACCAUGGCCUGCGGACACAACGACGUGGCCAAGGCGUGCCAGAACUUCGUGAAGUGGAACUUCGAGUGGGCGUGCUCGGAGCGCGAGCUGCCGCGGCUGGAGGGCGACGCGCUGCUGGCGCUGCUGCAGCACUCCGACCUCGUGCUGCACAACGAGAUGUCUGCACACGAUUUCGUGGUCCGCUGGCUGUCAGUGCAGCGGGAGCGACUGAACGCGAGCGGGCUGCCCGAGGCCGAGGUGAAGGCGCACUGGGAGAGCCUCGUCGUGGCCGUCUUCUCACACGUCCGAUUCCCGAUGAUGUGCCCCAAGCAGUUAGCCAAGCUGCUGCUGAGCCCGCUCAUACAGGAGCACAAGGAGUUCUUCAUGGAGCGACUCGCCAUCGCCAUGAGCUACCAGUCAGGUCAAUACGAACGCGUCUCCGAAGUCAUGUCUCUACCAGGCAACAGCUCCCUCUUCACGCCGCGCCUCUACACCGAGGACACGUGGGGCUCCGUGCUGGCCGUGGACAACUUCCACUCGCUGCCGUGUUACCACACGCGCCCGUUCAUAUUCAGCACGCGCCCAUGUGUGUCGGACGCCGACACGCAGGACAAGCUAACAGAAUGGACCAUCGAGCUCUACCCCAAAGGCGUCUGGUUCCGCAAGAGCCUGCUGAUAGUGUGGGCGCGUAGCUACGACGUGCCCGAGGCGGUGUUGCGAACAGUGCGACUGUCCAUCGCGUGCCAGCACCCGCCAGAAGAGGGGGACUUGAGGGUUAAGAUCGGUAUCCUAGUGUGGGGGGUGCAGAAAGGAGUGGAACACAUUUCUUCAGUCGUCGAAAAGGUCCAUAGAUUCUCUGCACAAAACAGAGUGCUAAACAUAGACGGCGCGCUAGACUUCGACGAGUUGAACACGCCGCUCUACUCGCCCUCCCCCCGCGCGCGCUCCCGCCCCCCCUCGCCCGCGCCGCAGCCGCAGCAACACAGUCGCUGUGCGAACUGCGCGGGCCCGUGCAGCGUGACCGACGAGCCGCGGCACCUGCUGGGGCCCAACCGAGACCAACUGAAGAUACAAGUGGUGAUAGUCCCUCUGACGGACUACUGUACGAUCGGCAACCCGGAUAUGAACGCGUGACCGCUGUCUCGCACCAACCGAAACCAUACUUAGAGGAGGGAAAUAGACGGAGUAUUGAUGUAGUCCUUACACAAUGUCGUUUGUGUUCAAGUUAGGUAUGCGGUACUUCGGUGCAGAUGACGCAAGCAUUUGUGCUAUACAAGAUGAUGCUAAAGUGGUAUAAAGACUAAAGGGGUGUGACUCAGGGGUGAAAAUAAAUAAUUUUCCGUUUUUUUACGAAUUUACAAAAGUUGAAGAAACAUUGCUGAGAAUGACGACCUGAGUCACCUCCGUUCGUUUUACUAUACUUAUCAUCCCAGUAUAAUCAAAAGGUCACGUUUAUUUGGCGUUCGGCACGAUGUGAAAGAUUAAUCAAAGAGUGUAGCACUAGUUUAUGAAAUAUCGCGCAGUUUAAAUGAUUAGCUGUGAUGACCAAACUGUGAAUAACUUUACAAGGUUUAACUCUUUUGUCUGCACAAAGUAAGAGACAAAUAAUGUUCUUGAUCUCGAUUUAAUCACUCAGAAGAAGCUUAUUCUUCAAUUUUAACAGUUGAUGUUGUUCAGGAUAAAUUUACAUAGGCUAGUUCACUGAUUACAUUUCACCCUAUAUGUAUAUUUAAAAACGAUGUGAUUAAUUUUUCUUUAUGUUGAAUAGUAUUAUUUAUUUACUGCGUGUUGGAUUUUGUGUAAAUAAAGUCUUCAUAAUGUGUAUGAAGUCCAAUUUAAAAGGAUUCUUACAGUAAAUUUAAAUUGUGCAAUAAAAAUACAAUGGCACAUAUAGUUUGAUUUUGAACAGCCUUUAUUCGUCACUUAUGUGUGUAUCCAAAAGGAGACUUAUGUAGAAUAAGGGAUGGUCUAAAGAUGCUUGGAGAUAUCCAAGGUUUGAGUCUGCUUUCGCAGGUAAAUCUAGUUAUUAUUUAAGAAUUAACAUGAAUUGUAUGUGCCUAUUGAUUUUACAUUAUAAAUAAUAAUAAUAAUAUACUUUUCAAUCACA
Messenger RNA from Plutella xylostella (diamondback moth), 2798 nucleotides. It is a transcript of the gene Tango10, whose product is annotated as transport and golgi organization 10. NCBI's taxonomy places the organism in Eukaryota, Metazoa, Arthropoda, Insecta, Lepidoptera, Plutellidae. Gene Ontology annotation, molecular function: protein binding. The record is from RefSeq and is a predicted model, not a curated record.